UUUGAACAUCUGAAGACAGAAGUUUCAAAAUUAACAGAUGAAGGCCUUCUACCUGAAACGUCGACUCUCCUACUCCUACUUGGAUGCUGCCUGAUCUGCUGUGCUUUACCAGCGCUGCACUUUUUGACUCUGACUCUCCAGCGUCUGCAGUCUUCACUUUGACGUCAAUGUCUGGCAGUCACUCAAUCCAUCGGGAUCGCAACUGUUUUCAACUAUGAUUCUGUGAGAAGGAGCAAAGCUUUGUGGUUCCUGUUUGAGUACGUUUUCAGCAUCAGUGGGACUGGCUGAGAGACCCUACUAUUGCAGGACACGGAGAGUGGAGCCUGAAACAGUUAUCCAGCCCGGAAAGAGGAAUUCACGCCCAGGAGGGGCUGUACACAUGUUUGUAUGCGGCUGAAGGUUCGGCCAUGGAGAAACCUGAGGAAUCCCAUCCCGUGGAGAAACGUUGGAAAUGUGAUGACUGUGGGAAAGGCUUCUGUGUCCCGUCUGCCCUGGAGAUUCAUUGGCGCAGUCACACCGGGGAGAGGCCAUUCUCCUGCCCCGAGUGUCGGAAGGCCUUUGUCAGUUCCUCCGACCUGCUGACCCACCAGCGGAUCCACACGGGGGAGAGGCCGUUCUCCUGUCCCGACUGUGGGAAGGCCUUCAUCAAUUCCUCCAACCUGCUAACCCACCAGCGGGUCCACACAGGGGAGAGGCCCUUCAGCUGCCCUGAAUGUGGGAAGGCCUUUACCAAGACCUCCAACCUGCUGACCCAUCGGCGGAUCCACACAGGGGUGACGCUCUUCAGCUGCCCAGAGUGUGGAAAGGCCUUUACCCAGGCCUCCACCCUGCAGACCCACCGGCGGGUCCACACAGGGGAGAGGCCCUUCAGCUGCUCUGAGUGCGGGAAGGCCUUCACCCAGGCCUCCAACCUACUGACCCACCGGCGGAUCCACACAAGGGAGAGGCCCUUCAGCUGCCCAAAGUGCGAGAAGGCCUUCAGCCAUUCCUCUGCUCUGCAGACCCACCAGCGGGUCCACACAGGGGAGAGGCCCUUCAGCUGCCCUCAGUGCGGGAAGGCCUUCACCCAGGCCUCCAACUUGCUAACCCACCAGCGGAUCCACACGGGAGAGAGGCCGUUCGUAUGUCCCGAGUGUGGGAAGGCCUUCAUCAAUUCCUCCAACCUGCUGGCCCACCAGCGGGUCCACACAGGGGAGAGGCCCUUCAGCUGCCCUGAGUGCGGGAAAGCCUUUACCAAGGCCUCCACCCUGCUGACCCACCAGCAGGUCCAUACGGGGGAGAAGCCCUACAGCUGCCCUGAGUGCGAGAAGGCCUUUACCAAGGCUUCCAACCUGCUGACCCAUCGGCGAGUCCACAUGGGGGAAGAGGCCGUUCAGCUGCCCUGAGUGCGAGAAGGCCUUCAGCCAUUCCUCUGCUCUGCUGACCCACCAGCGGGCCCACACGGGGGACAGGCCCUUCAGCUGCUCCCAGUGCGGCAAGGCCUUUACCCAAGCCUCCAACUUGCUAACCCACCGGCAGAGAGAGGAGAGAAGCCCUUCAGCUGCUCCAAGUGCAGGAAGGCCUUCAGUGAUUCCUCUGCCUUGCUGAGGCACCAGCGGGUCCACACAGAGGAGAAGCCCUUCAGCUGCCCUGAAUGCGGGAAGGCCUUCAGCAAUUCCUCCGACCUGCUGACCCACCAGCGGGUCCACAUGGGGGAAGAGGCCCUUCAGCUGUCCAGAGUGUGGGAAGGCCUUCACUUGCUCCUCCCACCUGCGAGUUCAUGGGCCAUUGCAGGGGGAUUGAAGGACUAACGGUCGUCAUUACCGACUGAACUAUCAACCCAAUGCCAGGGCUCCCGGGUUCGAUUCCCACCGCGACAGAUGGUGGAAUUGGAAUUUGGUCCGAAAUCUGGAGGUUAGAAUCUAACGAUUAAACCAUUGACGGUGGGCUGGGGGUGGAAGAAACCCCCCAUCUGAUUCACUCAGUCCCUUUUUAGGGAAGGAAACUGUCAUUGUGGGAGAGGAUUCACUCAGUCGUCCCAGCUGCAUCCUUUACCCAGUCUGGCCUACACGUAACUCCAGACCCACAGCAGUGUGGAUGACUCUACACUGCCCGUCCAACUUACUUGGAGACAGGGUAUGAGUUGAAAUUGCUGAGUGAGGCAAUACUUCCUCCGGGUUAAGGCUGUACCAAGGAUCCAAUUACAAAGGGACAACUUGGUGGUGAGCAAUAAUGAAGAAAGUGAGGGGUUGGAGAGGGUGUGUGCACUUUGACCUUGAGCUGAUUUUUUAAAAAAUGCUACUUUUGCUACGCCUUUCUGCUGGGAGCUUCUGAAGCUGUAACAAAGUUGGGUCACAAUAAAGAUUACCUGAACUUCC
Hemiscyllium ocellatum (epaulette shark) is the source of this 2357-nucleotide messenger RNA. Its product is annotated as gastrula zinc finger protein XlCGF7.1-like. NCBI's taxonomy places the organism in Eukaryota, Metazoa, Chordata, Chondrichthyes, Orectolobiformes, Hemiscylliidae. The transcript has a single exon. Gene Ontology annotation, molecular function: DNA-binding transcription factor activity; RNA polymerase II cis-regulatory region sequence-specific DNA binding. The coding region runs from base 408 to 1385 and encodes 325 amino acids. Gene Ontology annotation, biological process: regulation of transcription by RNA polymerase II. The record is from RefSeq and is a predicted model, not a curated record.